This is a messenger RNA of Pelobates fuscus (common spadefoot toad), 1724 nucleotides long. RefSeq names its product methylsterol monooxygenase 1 (gene MSMO1). Gene Ontology annotation, cellular component: endoplasmic reticulum membrane. Lineage: Eukaryota; Metazoa; Chordata; Amphibia; Anura; Pelobatidae. Gene Ontology annotation, biological process: sterol biosynthetic process. The coding region runs from base 48 to 926 and encodes 292 amino acids. The transcript has 5 exons. Gene Ontology annotation, molecular function: C-4 methylsterol oxidase activity; iron ion binding. The record is from RefSeq and is a predicted model, not a curated record.
AUAUUUUUCCUGUUUUUGCAUAGGAUAUCCUGAAAUCUGAGGACAAAAUGGCAGCCAAUGACAGCAUUCUCAAUUCAGCUUACCUGGCUGUUGAAUACAUAGACUCUUUUCUACCUGAAAACCCUCUUCAACUGCCUUUCAGAUAUGCUUGGACUUACAUGCUGGACAACUACACCAAGUUUCAGAUAGCUACAUGGGGAUCACUCAUCGUUCACGAGCUCAUAUAUUUCGUGCUCUGCCUUCCUGGCUUUAUUUUUCAGUUUAUACCUUUCAUGCAAAGGUUCAAAAUACAACAGGAUAAACCCGAGACAUGGGAGAGUCAGUGGAGGUGCUUCAAGGUGCUUCUUUUCAACCAUUUUUGCAUCCAGCUUCCUCUGAUAUGUGGAACAUACUAUUUUACAGAAUUCUUCAAUAUUCCCUAUGACUGGGACACCAUGCCUCGGUGGUACAUGCUCGGUGCGCAAUGCUUUGGUUGUGCUGUUAUUGAAGAUACGUGGCACUAUUUCCUUCAUCGAAUCUUGCACCACAAGAGGAUCUACAAAUACAUCCACAAAGUACACCACGAGUUCACGUCUCCUUUUGGAAUGCAAGCAGAGUAUGCACAUCCCCUGGAAACACUGAUACUUGGUACAGGGUUCUUUAUUGGGAUCAUGGUCUUCUGCAAUCACGUCAUUCUGCUGUGGGCAUGGGUGAUGUUCAGAUUGAUGGAAACAAUAGAUGUUCACAGUGGAUAUGACAUCCCUCUGAAUCCCCUACACCUGGUUCCCUUCUACGCAGGAGUACGCUUUCAUGAUUUUCAUCACAUGAACUUUGUUGGUAACUACGCCUCAACUUUUACAUGGUGGGACAAGCUCUUCAACACAGAUUCCCAGUACAAUGCCUACCAUAACAAACUCAAAUCACAAGAAAGAAAGAAAACAAAAUAAAUGUAAUUUCACAGAUAGAAACCUAAAUUUUCCAACAUACGGAUUGCAAAGUAUUUUUAACAAAUCCUGAACGCUAUAACAAAUGGAGGCAAAGUUCUUUUUGUAAAAACAAAAGACUUGUAUAGCUUGCCUGUGGAUAGAAAUCCCCCAUAACUGUGGAAAUCCAUCACAAAUCCUUAUUGCCUCAUUACCUUAAUAAGAACUCUGUUUAAAGAGAACUGUUAAUGAAACAAUUGCUGCUUUACAAUAACAAUAUGGCACCCAGGUGGAUCAAAGGAGGCAAACAUCAAGAAAACUUCGUCUAUGUGAUGAAGAACAUGUUUCAUGCAUUCCCAAAUGUUUGGUUGUUUUAUUUUUUUACAUAGUACAUAUUUUAAUUAUUUAAUAGUUUUGAUUGAAAUGUAUUGUGCCUCCAAAUUUAAUUACAAAUAUGUUAGGUGUGGCAAUCAAGACAUGUAACUGCAGUAUCCCACAUUAGGUUUGAUCUUCUUUUUUCGCACUUUAAAAUUAAACAAAACAGUUUAUCAUUUAAACAAAUCGGUGCUUUCAGGGGGGUAAGAACGGCAGAGACGAAAAAAUAUUUUUAGGAAUCCAGAUUUGUGAGUGAAAUUUGGAAGGGGUUUACCCUGUUGGUUAGUAUCUUCUACAAAACUAAAAUUGGUGACUUAACAUGUUUUUGUUUGAUGCAAUGUAUUGGCCAUCAUUUAUGUUAGGACAUUGCAAAGCACCAUUGUUUAUAUUUGUUUUUAUUUCUUUUUUUCCAGUUUUAAAUGUUCAAAUAAAUGUAAUUUUAACAAA